AUGGUUCUUUUGAUCAGGGAACGUUUAAAGAUAGCUUUCAGCAGACAGAAGAGUUAUGCAUAUCCAAGGAGGAAAGAUGUAGAAUUUAUAGUGGGUGAUUAUGUGUUCUUAAAGGUCUCUUCUUUGAAAGGAGUAAUUAGAUUUGAAAAGAAAGGCAAGUUUGCACCCCGUUACAUAGGACCUUUUGAGAUCACGGACAGAAUGAGAGCAGUUACUUAUCGGUUAGAGUUGCUAUCAAGCCUUUCUCAUGUCCACCCAGUAUUCCACAUUUCCAUACUUAAGAAGUAUGUUCCCAAUCCUUCUCAUGUGCUGCAACUAAACACAGAUGAGUUAGAUGAGAAUUUGACUUUUAAGGAGCAACUAGUAGCUAUAGUGUACUAUCAGCUAAGGCAGUUUCGAUCAAAGCAAAUUCCCAUAGUUAAAGUUCUGUGA
Hevea brasiliensis (rubber tree) is the source of this 432-nucleotide messenger RNA. RefSeq lists its product as uncharacterized. Lineage: Eukaryota; Viridiplantae; Streptophyta; Magnoliopsida; Malpighiales; Euphorbiaceae. The transcript has a single exon. The record is from RefSeq and is a predicted model, not a curated record. The coding region runs from base 1 to 432 and encodes 143 amino acids.